UCUGGGGCGCCGGGCGGUCGUCGGAAAGACACCGCCAGCCGCCCUUUCUCCGUCCGCUUGCUCGCUCCGCCGGAUUCCGCUCGCCAGCCGGCCAGCCCUUUGCCGGACGCGGGCGAAGGGAGGCGAUGCGCGCGGGCUAAGCAUGAACUGCGGCGACGGCGGCAAGGAGAUGGAGGUGGCGGCAACUCACUUUGGCUUCUGCCCGAGCCUCCUGGAGCACACUGUAUCGGCCGAGAAUCUCAGUUACCGCCUGCAGAGGACUUCAGGCGGCAAUCUCACCUGGCAUGACGGGCGAAGCCAGAGGACAGCUGGCGGGAGACCUGUCAAACUCCUUCAGCAACCGGGGACUGAGAACUCCCAGAGCCGCACUUAUGAGCAGUACGGGAUCUACCACACCAGCCCUACCUUGGGCAGCCUUACCAAGCCGGUGGUGCUAUGGACCCAGCAGGAUGUGUGCAAAUGGCUGAAGAAGCACUGCCCACACAAUUAUCUCAUCUACGUGGAGGCCUUCUCACACCACGCCAUCACAGGUCGGGCACUCUUGCGGCUGAACGGGGAGAAGCUGCAGCGCAUGGGGAUUAUCCAGGAGUCUCAGCGACAGGAAGUGCUCCAACAGGUGCUGCAGCUUCAGGUGCAGGAGGAAGUCCGCAAUCUGCAGCUUCUCAGCCAAGAGACCAGCUCUUCUUUGGUUGAGAAGUCCCAGCCCGCCAAGGUUCCAGCUUCGGGACUAAGGAAGUGCAGCUUGGCGAACUGCGAUGUGAAAUUUUCCCCCUGGCCAAAUGUUGGCUUGCGAGAAGGAUCUUCCAACGACGUCCUGCUGGAAGAACACCAAAUGUUGGCCAAGCAAGUGGCCCAGAAUUCAGGUUUGAUCUCCGAUCUCUGAGCUGGGCAGAAAAUGGCUUUCCCAGACUAGUCAAGGAGUGGAUCCCAACGGGCAGAGCGACUGAGCCCCGGGUUCGAAAACAGCCUUUGCUACUGUGGACGAGUGCAAUCAGGUGAGCAAAGUUCCCGGCUGGACCUCCUUCUCCCAUUGGAGUAAAUCAGACCUGAGCCGCGAAGUUGUUUUCAAAAGAGCCCCUUUGCAAACUUUGGCAGGAGAUGGACCUGGACCACGAGGCUCAGACGCGCUUCUUAUGAAGGACAAGAGCGAGGAGCAUGGAAUGCUAAAUGUUGCUACUACUCUGUGAGAAACAGGUGCAUUGGGAGGGUGGGGGUGGAAAUGGGGUAGGGGUGGAACUUCAACCAUUGGAGGGAUCCUGGAACAAUGUGAUUUCUAUAGACAUAUAUAAAUAUUCAUUCAUUUCACGGAGAGAAGCUGACCGGUAACAAACAGGAGGGGAAAGCUGGAAAUCAGAGGGUCUUUCCUUGUCAAACCAGGAGAAUAAUUAGAGAGAGGGGAGGCAGGCGGGUGGGGUCAGCAAGCCCAGGUUUCAGGGCUACAAAAGAGGGCUUGAUGUUCCUGCUUCACACUCUUUGGGGAGAACAUGGGAAGGACUUGAGAUCAGGGCUAGGAUGCUUGCUUAACCUUGGAAGCAUCAGAGUCGAUCCCUGAGGCUUUUAAAUAAAAGCAUUACAUUUCUGCCCCCAAAUCGUGGAAGACUGUGUAGACCCUGGGAGAAAGGAAAGCUGCGUUCACAAGACACAAGGAUCCCCAUCAGUCAAAAUGCUGGAGGCUGACUUUCCAAUGAGGCUAGGAUUGUUUGGGGGAUAACCUCGGUUAGGUUAUUUCACGGAUCUUCAAACUGGGCCACUUUAAGACUUGUGGACUUCAACUCCCAGAAUUCCUCAGCCAGGCACGUGUGCCUGGCUGAGGAAUUCUGGGAGUUGAAGUCCACAAGUCUUAAAGUGGCCCAGUUUGAAGACCCCUGGGUUAUUUGGUGGGUGAAAUGCAAAUCCAGUCCACCUGAGCAUAUGAUGGUUCCGUAUAUUAGGAGAACUAUAUAUAUGUAGGUCUUUGGUUAUUUGGGUUUUCUCCCACAUCAAAUUGGAAGUGUCUUGGCGACAUUUCGACGAAGUCCCAUUUGUCAUCUUCAGGCUGGUGUU
This is a messenger RNA of Crotalus tigris (Tiger rattlesnake), 2043 nucleotides long. It is a transcript of the gene SAMD10, whose product is annotated as sterile alpha motif domain containing 10. Gene Ontology annotation, cellular component: cytoplasmic side of plasma membrane. Gene Ontology annotation, molecular function: protein binding. The record is from RefSeq and is a predicted model, not a curated record. Gene Ontology annotation, biological process: cell surface receptor protein tyrosine kinase signaling pathway. Lineage: Eukaryota; Metazoa; Chordata; Lepidosauria; Squamata; Viperidae. Bases 143 to 883 code for a protein of 246 amino acids. The transcript has 5 exons.